UAUGUAUUAUUUCUUUCGUGAAAUAUUCGUUAUAGCAGGAAUUUUUAUUUUAACAACUAUAUCUGCUCAACCCAAUGGCAUGUCUCCACCUGAUGAAAAAGGUCCUCCUCAACCUCCUAAAAAUCGAGACAAAGGGAUAAACUCAACAGAAGAUGAAUCAGAAUCUUUCCCUGAUCCUUAUAACCGUCAUUACAGUAUUGAAGAGUAUGAAGCAGCUCAAGCUUGCUCUGAUCAAACAUAUUUGACAGCUGGUUGGUAUCAAUCACAACCAUUUAUUUAUUUGGAUGAAUGGAAUAAUGUAACAGGACCAUAUGUUUCUAUGCUACAAAAUGUUGUAAAAAUAUGCUGUGGCAAGUAUGGAAUAGUUGAAUUUAAAGAGAGAUAUUUACAUCAGCCAAAUAUGGAAAGUUUUUAUGAAAAUGAAACAUUCUUAGUACCAGUGGCGUAUACUACACUAUCAAUGGUAACUGAACCAAACUUAGAAGAUUCAAAAUAUAUGCCAGUGGUUGAAUCACCAGGGGCGAUAAUAAUUAGAAAUAAGAAAAAAUUUCAGGUAACGCCUGGAUUAGACAUAAUUAUUGCUGGUUGGCCUCUCCUCGUUCUUAUUAUUAUAUCGGCUCUUUACGCAGGCUUACUUAUGUGGGUUUUGGAUUGCCGAUGUAAUCCGGAGCAAUUUCCCAGAGAAUUUCAUAGUGGGAUGUGGGAAGGAUUUUGGUGGGCCUUUGUAACUAUGACCACUGUUGGAUACGGAGAUAAGGCUCCCAUGUCAGUUUCUGCAAGAAUUUUGGGAAUAAUCUGGAUUCUUGUUGGUCUGGUUAUUUUAUCAAUUUUUACAGCCGCAAUGACAUCUUCUCUAACUGAUGCUGGAAAAGAUGACAAAAAUUUAAAAGAUGUUGACGUAGCUGUUGUCAAUGGAUCUCAUCAAUACCAGUUGGCAAUAGCUCAUGGAGGUAAUCCGAAAAUUUACGAAAACAUAGAAGAUAUUAUUUAUGACGUGACAGAUGGAUACAUAAACUAUGCUUUGAUUGAACAUUAUUCAGCAAUGUAUUCUUUAAACACUCAUAUGAAAACGAAUGGUAAAGUUAAAGAUUCGAUUGAGAUAGUUGGAGAAAUACAAGAUCCUUCUAGUUAUGGAAUACGAUUACUGAGAAAUAAGAGAAAAAGUUGUUUCUUUGAAACCAUAAUGCGAGUUCGUCAUAAAAUUAGUGCACUGAUAAUGACAAAUGCGACUGCAUUAAGAGCUAUUACUUCAAAAGGACUCUCAUCAUCUGAAGCAAAAGCAGUUUUUCAGAAUAUUGACUGGAUAGCUUUACUAGUGAUGGGUGGAAUCUGGCUUCUCCUUUGCUUCAUAUUGUUAAUAUGGCAAUUUGGUAUUAGAAAUCGGUUAAAAGUAACCGACGUGUUUUAUAAACGAAAUGAAUCAAGAAAACCUCCUAUACGCUCUAUAUCACAGCAACAUGUUUUAUCAUCCCCUGGCUUUCCAAAGAAACGAACGUUAAGCGAUAAUCAAACAAAUAUUACAGAAGUUGAUUGA
Molecule: messenger RNA, 1534 nt
Organism: Dimorphilus gyrociliatus
Lineage: Eukaryota; Metazoa; Annelida; Polychaeta; Dinophilidae
Source: the annotation of a GenBank genome assembly